UCCACGAUGAGCCAGCGCGAAAAGAAAAGAAAAUCAUACAAGAAACAGCAGCUGAUCUCCAGGCAGAAUAAGAAAAGAACUGCCUGCUGCCACUGUCUGUCCUUCUGACCGCGCCCUUUGGUCAGCCUCAUGGUCUGACUGCUGCCGUGACACGCGCCGACCGAUCUGAUCUCAACUUUCUCCGACUCGGAUCUUCUUCUUCACCUUCAAAAUCACCGAACAUGCCUGUUUGACUCCACGCGCUUUCUCACUCUCCUUUUUUGUCCUGCUUUCUUCUUCUGUUCUUUUCUCUCGCUCCUUCGCGGGAUCAUGCCAAUCCUGCCCAUUUUUCUGUUCUCCACGCGUUCGCGCCUGUGCCGCUGUUAGACUGGUCCCGCUAAACAUGAGCUCCUCUCUCGAAGCCAAGAUUGUCGUCCUAGGCGCUCAAGGCGUGGGCAAGACCUCUUUGGUCCAACGGUAUGUCAAAAAUGCCUUUGACCCCUCGAAGACGGCGUCCACGGUGGGCGCCUCCUUCGUGACAAAGCGUGUCCUCGACAGCACUUCCGACACCGUUGUACGACUUCAAAUCUGGGACACAGCGGGACAAGAACGGUUCCGCAGUAUAUCCCGUCUUUAUUACCGUGGCGCCAAUGCGUGCCUUUUAUGCUACGACAUCACCGAUGAGCAGAGUUUUCAGGAGAUGACAGGUUGGCUCGUCGAACUGAAGGACAAUCUGGGUGAGGAUGAGUCCAUUGUCAUCCACGUUGUUGGAACCAAAUCGGAUAUCGUCGCCUUGGAUCCGUCCCGCCGCCGUGUUCCGUUUGAACGCACCAUUGCCUACGUCGCAGAGCAACUCUAUCCGACUCAGGCCUCCACGCCCCCUCCAACGGCUGGCAUGGGUACUUCUGGAGUCCUGCAGAGCCCAGAUAGCAAGCGCAGCAGCGGAUUUUGGGGCCAGGAUAUCGGCUGGGACUGCUGCCAUGAGAUCAGCGCCAAAGACGGCGAGGGGAUCGAGGAGGUCUUCCGUGUCAUCACCCGGAAGCUGGUAGAGGAGCGCAACAAGCGUGAGGCAGAAGCUCUACAAGCCACCGUGGCAGGUAGGGACGGCAGCCACGGACCCUACGGCGCAGGGGAUGUCGAUGGCAACAGUAGUCUUCGCGUCAACCACGCUGAUAAGAGACGAAGCUGGCUAGGUUUCCCACCUGGCCUUGGAAUGAGCGAUGAAGAUUAUGAUCUCCCACAAACGACCCAAAGGCAAGGUAAAUGUUGCUGAAGAUGUAAUUUCUCGAUUUAUUCGCGAAUUUCGAGUUCAUGCCUGUGCGAACUUUUUUUUCAGGUUUCCAAGGCUCAGGCCAGGCGUUCAUGGUUGGAUUUACGAAGCACUGCAUGAUCAUGACUCUUGCUUGUUGUUUUGCUUAUUUUGUCAUUUGCGGUUACCUCUUUGGUGGCCUAUUCUUUUCGUACAUGUCAUCGAGGUGCUGGUCACGCUCGAAGGGGGUAUCCAUCGGGGAGGUUAGCUUGAAGAGCUAUUUUGUGCAUCACACAUCUGGGAUUUUUCAUGGAUCAGGUAGUGAAAUGUGGGUGAUGAUAAUUGAAUGUUUUGCCUUUUGUCUUUGUCUCUAUGUUAGCAUCUAUGCAGCGUUGUCUUUUACCAAUCCACCUCAACAACAGCACAGCCCAUACUAUUCAUAGGAUUUU
This is a messenger RNA of Paecilomyces variotii, 1677 nucleotides long. RefSeq names its product putative ras-like GTP-binding protein. Gene Ontology annotation, molecular function: GTPase activity; GTP binding. The transcript is spliced from 2 exons. Bases 383 to 1252 code for a protein of 289 amino acids. Gene Ontology annotation, cellular component: endomembrane system. Gene Ontology annotation, biological process: intracellular protein transport. The record is from RefSeq and is a predicted model, not a curated record. Lineage: Eukaryota; Fungi; Ascomycota; Eurotiomycetes; Eurotiales; Thermoascaceae.